UCUUUUAAUUUAUUCGCAUUGUUAUCCAAUUCAAUAAUAGAACACUAUAAAACCCCUUUGCAUACAUCAAAAUCAAAUCAAGUAGUAUCACAAAUCUGCAAAGUUCUCCAAGAAAUCUUCAAACUAACUAACCACUGAUCAAUUCAAUGGCAGACAUAAUAUCAAAUGUGUUUAAUGAAAACGAUGAGUUUCGCGCUCUCAUACUAUCAGACAAGGAGUGCGCGGAGGAACUGCAAUACCAAGAGGUUCUUGCAGCCUCUUUAGAAAUCUUCCAUCUUCACAUGUCAUCAACACAAAUCGAAGAAUCCCCUGAAUCAUCCCAAGGUUUUUGUGACAUUUGUAUGGAGACAAAAGUUACAAAUGAAAUGUUCAAACUCGAAAAUUGCUCUGAUCACUCAUUCUGUACUGAUUGCCUAGCCCAAUAUAUCCAGUCCAUGAUUCAAGACCAUAUUUUCUCAGUAACUUGCCCUGGUUUGAAAUGUUGCGCGACAAUUGAACCUGUUUCUUGUAAAUCCAUCAUCCCAGAAAAUGUAUUCGAAAAAUGGGAAGGGGGAUUGAGUGAGUCUGCUCUUCUUGAUUGCGAAAAAUUCUAUUGUCCUUACAAAGAUUGUUCAGAGCUGCUGAUUUAUGAUCAUGAUCAGGACAUAAUUGAGUGCGUAUGUCCUGUAUGCCACAGGCUGCUCUGCGCGGCGUGUGGCGUCCCUUGGCAUACUGGAUUUGAUUGUGACAAGUUUCAAAAUGAUGAAAAAAACAGAGAAGAUGAUUUAAAAGUUGAGGAACUUGCUAGCAGCUCCAAAUGGAUGAAAUGCCCUCACUGCAAACAUAUUGUGCAGAAAGCUGAUGGUUGUAUACACAUAACCUGCCGGUGUGGAUCUCAAUUUUGCUAUAUAUGUGGAGAAACAUGGAGCGAAAGCCAUUGGAGUUGUCAAAUUAGUGAAUGAUACCGGAUUGCUUCUAAAGAACUGGGAAGAUUGAAAGAAGGGUAAAUUAUGCUAAGUGGCCAUUCGGCCCUUUGCGACCAAAAUUAGCAAAAAAAUGUUGUUCCGUCCUUCUUCAACUUUCGACUUUGAAUGUAUUAUAAUGUUUAGUCAUUGUAAACAUAAGUUUGUAUUGUAUACUUUUUAUGACUUUCGGCAAGUUAAAUUGUA
Solanum tuberosum (potato) is the source of this 1148-nucleotide messenger RNA. RefSeq names its product probable E3 ubiquitin-protein ligase RNF217. The coding region runs from base 147 to 941 and encodes 264 amino acids. The record is from RefSeq and is a predicted model, not a curated record. Gene Ontology annotation, molecular function: ubiquitin-protein transferase activity; zinc ion binding. The transcript has 2 exons. Gene Ontology annotation, biological process: protein ubiquitination. Lineage: Eukaryota; Viridiplantae; Streptophyta; Magnoliopsida; Solanales; Solanaceae.